CAGCGUUCUGGGAAAGCCAAACAAAAUUGUUAAGUGAAUAAGUUACGAAGCGUUACAAAAACAAAACAAACAAUAACAAACAUUCGUGAAAUGUAUAGUAAAAGCGUAGAUCAAAUUACUAUUCUGCACGGAGACCGUACUAAACUGAAAGAUCUCCUUCGACUGCGACUCAUCGAGAGCGGAUGGGACGACCAGGUACGGUUGCUCUGCCGGCAGGCCAUUGCGGACAAUGGCUUAACAAAUGUGGAUUCUGUAGUGCAGGUCGUGACGCCGGAAGCUCGUACUCUGAUUCCCGAUGUAGUGAAAAAGGAGCUUCUGCAGAAAAUUAGAAUGAUCCUAAUACAGCAGGAAAAGAUUGAUCAGUGAGGUGG
Anopheles nili is the source of this 371-nucleotide messenger RNA. Its product is annotated as enhancer of yellow 2 transcription factor-like. The record is from RefSeq and is a predicted model, not a curated record. Gene Ontology annotation, cellular component: DUBm complex; nuclear pore; SAGA complex. The transcript has 2 exons. Bases 91 to 366 code for a protein of 91 amino acids. NCBI's taxonomy places the organism in Eukaryota, Metazoa, Arthropoda, Insecta, Diptera, Culicidae. Gene Ontology annotation, molecular function: transcription coactivator activity; chromatin binding. Gene Ontology annotation, biological process: poly(A)+ mRNA export from nucleus; positive regulation of DNA-templated transcription; regulation of transcription by RNA polymerase II.